Loxodonta africana (African savanna elephant) is the source of this 1772-nucleotide messenger RNA. RefSeq names its product catsper channel auxiliary subunit zeta (gene CATSPERZ). The coding region runs from base 150 to 1016 and encodes 288 amino acids. NCBI's taxonomy places the organism in Eukaryota, Metazoa, Chordata, Mammalia, Proboscidea, Elephantidae. The record is from RefSeq and is a predicted model, not a curated record. The transcript has 4 exons. Gene Ontology annotation, cellular component: sperm principal piece; CatSper complex. Gene Ontology annotation, biological process: sperm capacitation; flagellated sperm motility.
GCCGAUGACAUUUAAGCCUGGAGGGCUAUAGCCUGAGCCCCCCAAGCGCGAGAUCCCCAUUGCCGUUUAGGACAAGACUCUGCCCCUCCCCCUUCCUGGAGCGUGACCCCCUCCUCGCCGGAGGCUUGUGGGUCCGUUGGGGAAGAACCAUGGAGGAAAAGCCCUCUAAAGAGCUCUUCCAGAGGCCGCUCGUGGCUUCUUCUGGAAGUGCUGGCCGUCUGGCCGAUUCCCAAGCCCUGCACCUCGCCAGCCCCGAGACUCAUCCUAGGUCUGACUGGGGCCCAGCGCUUGCCGCACCUCCCACCAGCCUCCACUCUCUACUGAGCCUGGGCCCUGGCCUGACUCCACAUCAGUGUCCGCAGCCGGCUGGCUCCUCCCUGCCACCCUCGGCUCCUCUCGUGUGUGACCCACAGGCAUCGGGCGAGUCCUUGGUCCACCAUGGCUCCGAGGAGUCGCACCAGCAGAGCGACAUCCGGAAGCUGUGGACCACGGCCACGCUGUCCCAGAUGAAUCUGAACUUGCCGCUGUCCAAGGUUGAAGAGUGGUCGGACACGGAUGGUAGCAGCUUUUGCCACCAGAAGAGCGGUGUCGACUUGGAUGCCGCCGACUGGGAGUGGGACGACAGAGAGCGCGAUUCACUGCCUGGUGACAACAACUUCAAGCAAGAGUUGGACGAACACACCUUGUCGAAGCUGGAGCUGCACCGUGGCCGCUCCCUGGGGAGCAAUUUAGAAGAGCGAGAGUCCAGGACCGAGGCCGAAAAGUCUUCCUCAAUGUCAUCACUCAGUAUCUUGAAGCAAACACCUCAUCGAGCCUACUGGGCAGAGCAGCAGAACAGGCUGCCGCUGCCCCUGACGGAACUCAUGGAGAACGAAGCUGUGGAAAUCCUCACCAAGGCUCUCCAGAGCUACCGGUCGGGGAUCGGCAAGGACCACUUCCUGACCAAGCAGCUCCAGCGAAGCAUCGAGGGGCUCAAGAAGCGCCGCAACAAGAGGCUGCAUGUCUCACUGCGCUGAGAGCACCACCGCGGGCUCGAGCGGCCGCCCGUCUCCAGCCCCAGUCCCUGUCCGGCUCCCAGACCCAAGCCCACCCCCAUCCGCGUGGAAUCUGAAGCCGAGAGAAAUAAAAGAGUCUGUGCAUUGUCCGUGAGUCAGUGCGUGGCUGCCCGCGUGAGGCGGACGCAUGGGGCCCCGCCCUUCCCCGUGACCUUCACUCGGUCACCGCAGUGACCUUGAGCCUUCUCGGUCCGGGCCCUAGCGGCCUCGCCUUCCAGAGACUCGAAAUUCAGGGCUUCUUGCAUGUUUUAGCUCUGCUUCUCCCACCCCAGUUCCGUAGCCUUGUAGGGUAUUGGGUCUGGGGCCCAGUGCCCCGAAGGUAUUACCUUGGGGGGAAGGGGGAAAAGGAAAGGGGCGGAACCUCCCCUCCUGCUCAAGCUUGCGAGGCUCGGCUCCUCAUGCAUAUGCAGAUACGCAGUCUCUCCGCUCGUUCCGCCCUCUCAUUUACAUAUGUAUAUAGUCUACCUUCACCAGUGCUGCAGCCACUAAGCGACCUCGCCCACUACUCUCUAGCAUAGCGUGCCCCGCCUCCUCCGUUACCUAACAGCGCCCCUGGCCCCACCCCUCUCGGCUCUUAUUCCCUGCGCAGCUCUGCGUCUCCUCUGGCCCCGCCCCCUCGGCUGUCUCCUACGCAUGUGCGCCGCUGUGGCUCGGAGGCGGCUGGGCGGGACCUUCUUAAAGGCCCGCCCACUGGCUUUGCCCGCUCCGCCCCGACUC